AUGUCAACAGCUCAAACAGCCAUCACUCAAUACGUGGACGCCGCAAAUGGAGUCCGCUUUGCCUAUCGACGUAUUGGAGAAAAGGACGGCGUUCCCUUGCUCAUGCACAUCCACUACCGCGCCAAUAUGGACCUGUGGGAUCCCCUGUUUGUCAACACGCUCGCCAAAGCCCGAACCGUGAUACUCUUCGACAAUGCCGGGGUUGGCCGCAGCUCCGGCCAAGUUCCAGAAACGUUCCAGGGGUGGGCAGAUGACUUGAUUUGCUUUGCCCAAGCCCUCGGACUCGACAAGGUCGAUCUUUUGGGUUUCUCCAUGGGCGGCUAUUGCGCGCAAAUGGCUGCGUUGACCGCGCCACAACUCAUCCGCAAGUUGAUACUGAGUGGGACCGGCUCGUCAAUACCAUCAGCAGAUCAUGUUGCUGGCGUCGUAUGGCCACGGGAGGAUCCUUCAGCGGAAGCGUUGAGGGUGCUCGCAGAGGCAGAAACAAGUGAGCAGGGUCCUAAAGCGCUGGCGUUCUCCUUGUUCAACGACGACGACCAAGGGCGCGGCGCCUUCCAUCGAUACUGGGAAAGGGUACAAGAGAGAACGGCAGAGCCUCUCAUCCUGGACCUGCUGGAUCGGUAUGGUGCAGCCCAGAGGCAGUUGGAGGCUGCGCUGGAUUCGUUCAAGAAAAAUCCUCGAGCAGCCUUCGACCGGCUGGGUGAGCUCAAGAUGCCCGUUCUCGUCGCCAAUGGCGACAAUGACAUGGUCAUCCCCACAAGUCGAAGCUGGGAGCUCUAUCAUGAAAUCCCAAACGCGCAGCUCAUCAUCUACCCGCGUGCGAGUCAUGGGUUUUUGUGGCAGUAUGCGAAGCUUUACGCAACCCACAUCAACAUGUUUCUUGAUGGGGAUGACUUUGAUCCAUAUCUGUCCAAGCUGUAA
Molecule: messenger RNA, 921 nt
Organism: Fonsecaea multimorphosa CBS 102226
Lineage: Eukaryota; Fungi; Ascomycota; Eurotiomycetes; Chaetothyriales; Herpotrichiellaceae
Exons: 1
Coding region: 1-921 (306 amino acids)
Source: RefSeq, a predicted model, not a curated record